This is a messenger RNA of Acanthosepion pharaonis, 657 nucleotides long. NCBI's taxonomy places the organism in Eukaryota, Metazoa, Mollusca, Cephalopoda, Sepiida, Sepiidae. The record is from the annotation of a GenBank genome assembly.
AUGUCGGCAACGAAACCUAUUCCUCGGAGACCGCCGCCACCUGUUCCUAAAAGAGGGCAUGUUAAAGUUGUGCAAGCCAUGUAUUCCUACACAGCAAAAACUCCAGAAGAGCUUUCAUUUGAAGAAGGUGACGUACUGUAUAUAACAGAGCAGAAUGAUUCAGGAUGGUGGAAAGCCAAAUGUGGUACCAAGAAUGGAUUAAUUCCAAGUAAUUAUGUCGAAGAACACACCGAAUGUGUUCAGUAUCCUCUACAUGAAGCAGCUCGACGUGGCAACUUUCAGUUUCUCACUGAAUGCAUAAAAAAUGGAGUAUCAGUUAAUGCCUUGGAUAAGUCUGGCAGCACACCUGCCCACUGGGCGUCUCAUGCUGGACACAUACAGUGCCUUCAAUCUCUGCUUGCUGUUAAUAACAUUGAAAUCAAUGUCCAGAAUAGGCUUGGGGACACUCCUUUACACUCAGCUGCAUGGAAGGGUCAUGUGGAGGCCGUGAAGAUGUUAAUUGAGAAAGGGGCCUUGACUGACAUCAGAAAUAAAGAUAAAAAGAUACCCAGUGAUUUGACAACCAACUCAGAAAUCUUAGUUCUUUUACAAAAUUCAGAUAAUUGCCAAGAUGCUGAUGAUUACUUGAAUGAUACAGAAGAAUCUGAUUCCGACUAG